This is a messenger RNA of Myotis davidii, 1154 nucleotides long. Its product is annotated as HRAS-like suppressor 3. Gene Ontology annotation, biological process: N-acylphosphatidylethanolamine metabolic process. The transcript has 5 exons. Gene Ontology annotation, cellular component: cytoplasm. Gene Ontology annotation, molecular function: glycerophospholipid phospholipase A1 activity; A2-type glycerophospholipase activity. Lineage: Eukaryota; Metazoa; Chordata; Mammalia; Chiroptera; Vespertilionidae. The record is from RefSeq and is a predicted model, not a curated record. The coding region runs from base 291 to 884 and encodes 197 amino acids.
AUUUUGUGUGACCUUUGAUUUGCAUUUUUAUUUUAAAAAAUGUAUGUAUUCAUUAGUAGCAUAUGGUAAUACAUGCUAAACCUAAAUGUGAAGAACAUGACCCUCCUCUCACUGAGUCAUUACCUCGCAGGUCACCUGGACACAUGUCUCACAGAGGAGCACAUCCUGCGAUGUGUGGCUUUAAAUAUAGGUAUUUGUCUUCCAGGAAAGGGUCGGAGGGAAAACAAAACUAUUGAUCAUAGAAGGCUGGCCCCCGAGGCAGCAGCACACAGACAUACCUGCACAGGAGGAUGGCUCUGUCACAGGCUGAACCGAAACCUGGAGACCUGAUUGAGAUUUUCCACAUACUAGGCAUCGCGCACUGGGCCGUCUACGUGGGGGAUGGCUACGUGGUGCACCUGGGACCUCCAAGUGAAAUCGUGGGAAUUACGUUGGCCAAACUCAUGGUCUCCGGGUCCGAGGGGGCCAUAGUGAAGAAGGAGCUGCUGUCCAAAGUGGCUGGGAAACGCAAGUACCGUGUCAAUAACAAGCAUGACCGGAAGUACUCUCCGAGGCCUCCCAGGAAAAUUGUGCAGCAGGCGGAGGAGCUGGUGGGGCAGGAGAUGUUCUACAAGCUGACCAGCGACAACUGUGAGCACUUCGUGAAUGAGCUGCGCUACGGAGCCUCCCGCUGCGAUCAGGUCACCGAAGCGCUCCUUGCCGCCUUGAGGGUAGUUGGCCUGAUUAUACUGGGCAUGGCAGUCGGCAUACAAGCUGGCGUGGCAGCGGGCAUACCAGCUGGCGUGGCAACAGGCGCAGCAGUGGGCAUACCAGUUGGCAUGGCAGCAGGCAUCAUCGGAACGGGUGCGGUCAUCAUGGGCAUCCACAGGACCCUGCAGAACUGAGGCGAGCACAAAAGCGAAAUUGAGGAAGAGGCAAGGAAUAGAGGGAAACAAAAAUGGGAGAAAUUCAUCAGUAGCUGUCUCCUGCACGCUUCCUACUGGGGACCAAGCAUCCGGGAAUUGAACCUGAGACCCCUUGGUUCAUGGAUCAACACUCAAGCCACACGGGCCAGGCCAGUCAGCCUGCUUUUCAUGGAGCUAUAAAAGCACAGGAAGAUUUAAUUGGGGAAAUACGGCUGGUGUGAAUGCGAUUAAAGACACAGUUGGGCUCUG